This is a messenger RNA of Didymodactylos carnosus, 1479 nucleotides long. NCBI's taxonomy places the organism in Eukaryota, Metazoa, Rotifera, Eurotatoria, Philodinida, Philodinidae. The record is from the annotation of a GenBank genome assembly.
AUGGUAUACCGACAUUUGGGCACGCGCGACAUUUGGGCGCAACGACAUUUGGGCGCACGUCAUUUGGGCGCAACGUCAUUUGGGCGCAACGACAUUUGGGCGCACGUCAUUUGGGCGCACGUCAUUUGGGCGCAACGACAUUUGGGCGCACGUCAUUUGGGCGCAACGGUAGUUAAAGUUCAAUGGCGCCGGUGCGGAUGUGGGUGGUGUGAAGUUAUUGAAAGUCGAACUCAACGACAUUGUGAUUAUUGUCGUUUAAAAGUAUGUGUGGAAGAUGGAAUGUCAAAAGAACUAGUAUGUGAUGAGAUAAAAAAGGUUUUGGAAAAACAAAGACGUAAGAAAAAAAAUAUUGGACAAAACGAAACGACACAGUUUAAAAUGAAAUGUGUGUGUAAUAUGGGUGAUCCACCAGUAGAGGGCCCAUGUGAUUAUUGUCGUUUAAAAGUAUGUUUCGAAAGUGGAAUGCCGAAAGAUAUCAUUUCUCUUGAAAUUGAAAAAAUUUUGAAAGAUCAACGAAUAAAAAAAAAUGAACCUGAAAACACCUCAACAGCAUUAACAACGAUUCGUCCAGUAAAUCUUUUACAUAAUGAUACAUCACGACUCACUGAAUUAGACUGGAUGUAUUUGACAAAUAUUUCAAAUGUCUAUGAUCAUUAUUGUUGUGGACCUGUAUCCAGACGAAUUAGAAUUCAUCAUAAAGAUAAAAACCAAAUAUUAAUACCAUUUAGAGCACGAUGUAAAUUACAGCGCUAUUUAGAUUUUACAUCAGAUAAUCUUUCAUCAUUAAUAUCAUUUUUCAAACAUAUACCAGAAUUUCGACAUUUACCAGAUGAAACGAAAACAGCAUUACUACAACGAAAUUUAAGACAUUCAGCAGGAGAUCCAGCGGAACCACGUUACGUGGUCCUCGGAGGAGUGGAGGGGAGAUUGAUGGAUUUUCAAGGGGAUCCACCAAGCUCCCUAGGGGGUCACCAUGGUGAUCUACCAUACUCCUGCGGUGGUCGCCGUGGAACGGGACUGAAUAUUAUUGAACCAAUGAGAAGUUGUAAUAUUGUUCCAUGGGAACAAGAUUAUUUACUUUGGGAAUAUGUUUAUGGUGCUGGCAUAUUAACUGAAUUAAAAGAAAACACUUCGUAUGUUGAUUCACUUUUAAAAGAGCCAUUGUUGAUAAAAUUAAUAUUGAUUACUUUAAUAUUUUCAACAAAUUUUUCACCAACAACUUUCGAUGAUAAAUAUGUCAAUUAUCGGUAUACACCAUCGACAACGGAAAUAUUUUAUUUGCAAAAUUUUUACUUAAGACUAUUGUGGGGUUUUAUGCUAUAUCGCUUUGGUGAAACACAAACAAUUGCUAUAUUAUCAAAAUUGAUUCGACUUUUGUUGAAAGUAUUGAGAUUGGCCAACAUUGUUGAUCAACAUUUUGAAGAAAGACAUGAUCUUAAUAAAAUCAUAGAACUAACGCAGUCUAUAGUGCGUAUAUGA